Molecule: messenger RNA, 960 nt
Organism: Mizuhopecten yessoensis (Yesso scallop)
Lineage: Eukaryota; Metazoa; Mollusca; Bivalvia; Pectinida; Pectinidae
Exons: 3
Coding region: 185-643 (152 amino acids)
Source: RefSeq, a predicted model, not a curated record
GUCAAAUAUCUUCCCCUACUAAUCCCGUCACACAGGAUCGUACGAUAGUAACCCUGGAAUUUUCUAUCAUUAUUAUUCAGUUAUAAAACAGAAUAUCUCAUGCGCUAAACCAUUCGUCUACAUUUUGUUACAAGUAUACACAUUUGUACAUAAUGUAAGUGAUCAGCCCAGACAAAUACACACCAUGAACGCCAGUAACGUAUUGAGACACAUGAGCUCAUCGACAAGGAAAGGCGUGUGUAGAUAUCUUCAAACAUUGUCGCCCCUCAAUCACCAAGCUAUGACUGUCAGGGGGACCACGCCACCUCAAGAAGAUAUGCUGAGGUUGUGGGGUAAAUUACAACAGGACAACCUUUCCACCACUCAAACAUCACAUAACCUAGACACGUUCAAUUCAAUGGUCUCGGGUAAAACGAUUAAAGGAACAAAAGAGUCUGAGAUCUUUGGAAAGAGAUUGACGUCUGAAAACCCCCGAUUGAACCGACAACCAGUUUUCGGAGAUCUCAUGGUUAUUCAAGAACCAUCGAUGCUGAAACCAACACCAACACUUAUACCUAUAACCACGAAAAAGUGUUUGCUGCAGUGUCUUAAGCGACAACGUUUUAAAAGGAAUGGAGAAAACUUAAAACAAUUCUUAUUUUAAGCAUAGACUAGUAAUUGUGGGGGCUGUGGAAUAACAGGGAAAAAACCCAAAACAAAAAAUCGGCUAGAAGUUGUCAGCGCUUGUCAUUGGAGGUAUAGAACAAUAUCAAAUAAAAUUGUCUGAAAUGAGGAAAAAAGUAACACAAAUAUUAACAUGGAGACAUUAUCUAAAAAAACAAUCUCGAAAAGACUGUACGGUAUCUCAUUACAACGUGUGAGAGCGACGACAAAGCUGUUAUAUAAAUACCAUGCUGAUCGGUAGAAUGAUUUUACUGUAGAGAAAUUCAUUCGAGACACAUGCCUAUUAUCUACAUCUGU